UCAUCCACACCGCUGUUGUUGCAGCCAUUUUACCGUGGAGCGUCGGCACAGCGGCGACCGGAGGAUGCCGAGACAGCGCCGUUAAAAGAACCACAAACAUGGCUGACGCGGCACGAGGUCCCGUGGUUGGCCGGCCAUUGGCGUUCACCAAUGAGGAGCGGCGGGCGGUUCACUCCUGGUCCCGGAUCUCGUCGGCAGGACACAACGUCCUCCUGGAUGCCAUGAAGAUCCUCAGCCCGAUGUCCCGGGACCUGUCGAGCACCGAGGAGCUGGUGAGCUUCCUGCAGGAGCUGAGCGAGGAAGGACAUAAGCCCACCGUGCUGCGCAGCAAAGACGUCUACGGAUACCGAUCCUGCACCAACCAGCCGCUGACCGAGGACAUGCUGAAGCCGCUCAGCAGGAACGUCAGACCCACCGCCAAGAGGAAGGGCAGGCGACCGCUGGCCAAGAAGAGGGAGGUCCACCCGUCCUGGAUCACCUCCGAGAGGACCAGCCCCCGGAUUCAGGGGGUUCGACCGCCGGAGCUGCUGGUGGACCAUCGGCCCGUCAUCUGCAGCCGGACGCCCAGCCGGAUGCUGGACAGGUCGCCGGUGGAGCAGCCGUGCCUCAGACUGACCAACAUCGAAGGUCUGUCCGGCUUCCACACGGCCAGACUGCAGAUCCACACCACCUGGGACUCGGAGGCCUCUGCUGCCUUUCCGCAGCAGCAGCACCCGUCAACGCUUUCAGGAAUACCUUCACAGCCUUCUCAGAAUGGUGGCGUGGCGCCCACCAAAGCUGUGGCCUUGUUCAGCCAGAAGAGCCUGUCCUGCCCCAUCCGGUUGGACGGCGCCCUCAUCGGAGACUCAGCGCCGGUGUUCUACGCCAAUGGCCGGGCGUUUCCUCAGACUCUCACAGAGCUGCCCAGCAACGGCUGGAGGAGCAACGGCCUCCACCGGGACGCCCGAGGCCCAAAGGACCUGAGCCCGCCGACCCGGCAGAGAAGCAGCUGGAAGGACAAGAACAGUUUUAGGUGGAAGGUGAUAAAGGUGGACGACUCGCGCUCGGUGGCCGAGGCCUGCAGGAAGGCCCAGAAGAUCCUGCAGGUCAAUCUGUCUCCGGUGAUCCAGAUCCAACCUCUCAACCACGUCCUCAGAGACUUCAGAUACCAGAACAAGUGACGCCUCCAUGUUUCCUGUAGAUGUUAGUGUUUCCAUUCGUUAGCCUCCACUGGCAGUCCCUGUUGGUCCCAGAGGGUUCUGUGAUCGCUGCUGCUGCUGGCGGAUGGAGGUCGGUGGAGGUUCUGGUUCUGACUCGGGCUGAAAGGCAUUUGAAGUGAGGUGAUGCUUUUCCUAGCAGGCUGGGAAAUAACUGUCAAUGUUAGUUUACGCCCGACAAUGUUUCAACCAAACAGGAUUCUGCUUUAGCUGUUUGUCUGGUGAGGAACCAGAAUCCACUGGAUCGGUUCUGUGACUGUCAAGAACCACCCAGUCCAGAACCUUUAUCUACUGACCAGAGUUCUACCUUCAGACUGUGAAUGUUCCAGAGUUCCAGGUCCUUGAAGACCACAGAGGAGGGUCUAUA
Molecule: messenger RNA, 1563 nt
Organism: Stegastes partitus (bicolor damselfish)
Lineage: Eukaryota; Metazoa; Chordata; Actinopteri; Pomacentridae
Gene: ccdc71
Product: coiled-coil domain containing 71
Exons: 2
Coding region: 99-1160 (353 amino acids)
Source: RefSeq, a predicted model, not a curated record